AUGUCGUCCACUUACGCCUUCGAUCUUGGCUUGUAUGAGCGAACUAUCUCGACUACCUCCCCCGAAAGCCAAGCCUGGUUCGACCGUGGACUCAUAUGGGCAUAUGCAUUCAAUCAUGAGGAAUCUGUCUUUUGCUUCGAGCAGGCCGCCCAGUCUGACCCCAAUUGCGCAAUGGCCUACUGGGGCGUGGCAUACAGCCUGGGGCCAAACUACAACAAACCAUGGUCGUUCUUUGAUGACAAAGACCUGGCCGACGCAGUUGGGCGUGGCCACAAUGCCGCCCGCACAGCCAUGGCUAAGAUGUCGGCCUGCACUCCAGUUGAGCAAGCCCUGAUCAAAGCACUUCAGCACCGUUAUCCACAAGAGAACCCCUCGAAUUGUUCUUCUUGGAAUCAGGGCUUUGCUGAUGCAAUGGAAGAGGUGCAUGGGGACUUUCCGGACGACUUGGAUGUCAUUACGCUGUAUGCGGAUGCUUUGAUGAACUUGAAUCCAUGGAACCUCUGGGAUCUUAAGACAGGAGAACCUACAACUGGAGCUCACACGCUGAAGAUCAAAACGAUAAUCGAUGAUGGCCUAAAGCUCAAUGGAUCCUUGAAGCAUCCUGGCCUACUCCAUCUGUACAUACAUCUGAUGGAAAUGUCUCCUAGACCAGAAGAUGCUCUUCCAACUGCCAACCAUCUUCGUGGGCUCGUACCUGACGGAGGACAUCUCCACCACAUGCCAACUCACUUGGACGUCCUCUGCGGACACUAUCAAGCGGCCAUUGACUCGAACUCGGACGCGAUCAAAGCUGAUACUAAGUAUCUAGCCAAAGCUGGGCCCCUCAACUUCUAUUCUCUGUACCGAUGCCACGAUCUUCAUUUUCGAGUAUAUGCUGCUAUGCUCGCGGGCCAGUACAAAAUUUGCAUCGACACUGCGAGUCAACUAGAGUCCACUAUCCCGAAGGACCUGCUUCAAAUCGAGUCUCCGCCCAUGGCUGACUGGCUCGAAGCGUUCCUGAGCCUCCGUGCUCAUAUCCUAGUCAGGUUCGGAAAGUGGCAGGAUCUGAUUGAUAUGAAGCUACCAGAAGACCAGGACUUAUACUGUAUGACGACGUCAAUCGCCUUGUACGCGAAGAGUGUAGCCUUUGCUGCUACGGGCAGAGUAUCAGAAUCAGAACACCACAAAGGAUUAUUCCACGAGUCCUUGAAGAGAGUUCCAACCUCACGCACUCUUUUCAACAACACUUGUCUGGAUAUCCUCCGAGUGGGUGAAGCUAUGCUCGAUGGCGAAUUGGAAUACAGGAAAAAGAAUUAUGAUGUCGCUUUUGAGCACCUCCGUGAGGCUAUUCGUCGCGAGGAUAAUCUUCCUUAUGACGAACCGUGGGGGUGGAUGCAGCCUACCCGCCACGCAUACGGUGCGUUGCUUAUGGAGCAGGGGCAUCUUGAAGAGGCAGUUGAGGUUUACAAGACAGACUUGGGACUCAACGAUAAUAUACCUCGAGCUUUGAGGCACCCUAAUAACGUGUGGGCACUGCACGGCCUUCAUGAAAGCUUGACAAGACUAGGAAGAGACGUGGAGGCGAAGGAGGUUGAAGGCCAUUUGCAAAAGGCACUGGCAGGUACCGAUGUUAUCGUCAAGGCCUCUUGCUAUUGCAGACUAGACAAAUGA
Messenger RNA from Fusarium musae, 1650 nucleotides. RefSeq lists its product as uncharacterized. Gene Ontology annotation, cellular component: intracellular anatomical structure. Gene Ontology annotation, molecular function: protein binding. The record is from RefSeq and is a predicted model, not a curated record. NCBI's taxonomy places the organism in Eukaryota, Fungi, Ascomycota, Sordariomycetes, Hypocreales, Nectriaceae. The transcript has a single exon. Bases 1 to 1650 code for a protein of 549 amino acids.